Molecule: messenger RNA, 733 nt
Organism: Culex quinquefasciatus (southern house mosquito)
Lineage: Eukaryota; Metazoa; Arthropoda; Insecta; Diptera; Culicidae
Exons: 5
Coding region: 112-624 (170 amino acids)
Source: RefSeq, a predicted model, not a curated record
GAGCGCAAAUUUAUUGGGCCUAAUAAGUUAAUAAAUUCUACCCGAGCGCAUCAGUCGGUGUGCUGAGCUGUAGUCAACCAGGAGCACCUACUGAUUUUGGAACCAUUCAUAAUGUCCAAAGUGGUUGUGGCUCUGGCAUUUUUGCUGAUUUACACCGAUUUAGGAGCUUGCAAAAAUGUUCCUCAUAUAGAAGCAAAUCUUGGGGCUGUAGCUGGAGCAAAAUGCCAAGACUUUCUCCUAGUUGCCGGCGGGUCUGAUCAAGUGUUUAAAGCUAUUUUUGGCAUCCCAAGGAAAUGCCCUCAGACGCCGUUAACGGAAACGUUCUGGGAGAUCAAGACCUGCGAGACUGACGCGGACUGCUGGCCAAGAGUUUGCUGCCCGGAUGGAGAUAAAAGAUAUUGCCGCACUUCACAGCCACUCUUUGAAAAAUCGGACAAUGCUGCAGCGAGACAGUUAGCAUAUCCUAUUGAAGCGGUUUCCCAGUACCUUCAAUGUACACCAGCGCCACCAGUAAUAUUCGACAUUCACCCAAAAGCCUGCAACACAACGCUUGACUGCUUCCUAAUUUAUGUUGCCAAGAGUUUGGAAAAAGAAAUUGCAGACCACCCAAAAGAUCACUGCUAACUUUUGUAACAGGAUUGACAUCCGAGAUCGGGAUGAGUCUUCAUACGUACCAAACUUGUGGACCCGCUCGAACGGAACAGCCGUCACGAGAACAAGACUUGCUGCCAGG